Messenger RNA from Aspergillus saccharolyticus JOP 1030-1, 2435 nucleotides. RefSeq names its product putative acid phosphatase. Gene Ontology annotation, molecular function: hydrolase activity. Gene Ontology annotation, biological process: protein modification process. The transcript has 5 exons. The record is from RefSeq and is a predicted model, not a curated record. Gene Ontology annotation, cellular component: P-body. NCBI's taxonomy places the organism in Eukaryota, Fungi, Ascomycota, Eurotiomycetes, Eurotiales, Aspergillaceae. Bases 45 to 2435 code for a protein of 796 amino acids.
CUUCUCUCCAACCCUUCUCUUGCUGCCCUUUCGGCUCUAUUCCAAUGCAUAUCUUGGUUGUCAACGACGACGGACCGCCGUCAAAUCAGUCCUCGCCCUACAUCCAUUCGCUCGUCGUUUCGCUACAAUCGGCCGGACACACUGUUUCAGUGGUGUUACCGCAUCAACAGCGAUCAUGGAUUGGUAAAGCACACCUGAUUGGGGCUGCUGUGAAGCCUACUUACUUCCGGCCCGGCACCUUGCACAAGGACGAUGGGACCACUCACGAGCUGCCCCACGGUAUGAACGAAGGGGACGAUGAGAGCUAUGAUGGAGACGAGUGGAUCCUUGUCGACUCGACCCCGGCUAGCUGUGUACAGAUCGGCCUGUAUCACUACUUUGAAGACCGUGGUCCGAUCGACCUUGUCGUGUCUGGACCGAACUAUGGCCGAAACUCGACAGCUCUCUUCGCCAUGUCCAGCGGAACGAUUGGUGGCGCGAUGGAGGCAGCUGUGUGUGGAAAGCGUGCGAUUGCCCUGUCAUAUGCCUUCAGCUCUCGCCAGCAUGACCCCGUUGUCAUUGCGGAGGCUUCGCGGCAUUCGGUCCGGUUAAUCGAAUAUCUUCACAACAACUGGGCGGAGGGUGUCGAUUUAUACAGUAUCAAUGUACCUCUGGAGCCUGGGGUGAGUGAGGCCAAGGUCCUCUAUACACAUAUGCUUGACAACCGUUGGUCGUCUGGCAGCUGUUUCAAGGCUGUUGAAGCUUCUGCGUCGACGGAUGGCCCAAGUGCGCAUGAGCACAAGCUGCGAGAAGAGAGUGAAAGUGCUGGACAGACCCUCAAUGAAAAAGGGAGCAAAUCUCCUAGCAGGCGAUCUCGAAUUCAGCACAAGCACUUCGAAUGGGCGCCCAAUUUCACGGACGUCUACAAAAGCGUCGACGAGGGGACUCCUGGAAACGACGGUUGGGUCGUCAAGGAAGGAAUGACUAGUGUGACGCCAUUAAAGGCCAACUUCAUGCACACGCCCGGCAUCGAAGGGGAGAUCAAGCUCCAGUUAUGCUUUUCUGCGCCUUCUUUCUUUCGUUUUGCUUCUCCUGUUCUUCCCUUUGAAUUCUACCUGCAGGGCUUCACACAUGGGACGAUCAUGUCAUGUAGACCGGACAAUAAUGAGCCUACCUUAUAUACCAUCGUGGACUGCGACAAUUCAUACGUGCAGAGUCUUAUUGAGCAGGCGCUGCAGCGCCGUCUCGGCGCCGGCCAGAGUCGCGCCAUAUCCUCCCUGACAGACCUUCCAUCGCGAUCGGCCCCAGUGUUCCAGUAUCGUGAGUACGAACGACUGGACUUUGAGCAUGCCAUGAUGCACUCGUCGUCCUCCCUUGCCAAUGCCUACAUCAUUCGAAAGGCGCUGAUCCGCAAACACUAUCUUUCCAAUACCGUCGCGAAUUGGGUGACCAAGCACCCGGAUAGCGUGCUGGCCAAGCACUUCAAGUUCGCCUGCGAUUUCGAGCUCGAUUACGCGGAAUUCCUCGACGACGCCCUGCUGGAGGCGUAUGAGCUCCGCGAGAGCCUCGAGCGGAACGAGACCCUGCCCGAGUCCGAGAAGGAAUGGUGGAUUCUUAAAGCCGGCAUGAGCGACCGCGGCCAGGGCAUCCGGCUGUUCAACAGCGAAGACGGACUGCGGGAAAUUUUUGAGGAGUGGGAUCCCGACUCCGACGACGAGGAGGCGGAGGAGAGUGACUCGGAGCGAGCCGUCGAAGUCAAGGACGAGGAGGAGGAGGACGACGAUCACGGUGUCGUCACCUCGCAGCUUCGGCAUUUCAUCGCCCAGCCGUACAUCGACCCUCCGCUCCUGCUACCCUCGGCGUCGAACCGCAAGUUUCACAUCCGCACUUACGUGCUCGCCGUCGGAUCGCUGAAGGUCUAUGUCUUCAGGGAGAUGCUGGCCUUGUUCGCCGCAAAACCCUACUGCCCUCCCGGCGAGGAAGAUGACGAGGUCAAGGAUCUGGCCCGCCACCUGACCAACACCUGCUUCCAGGAGGGCGGCAGCUCCAACGAGGGGAGUGUCCGCCGCUACUGGCAACUGGACGAGUCCGUGCCGGGCCUCGCGCCUGAGUGGAAGGAGAACCUCUUCGACCAGAUCUGUGCUGUGACUGGGGAGAUCUUCGAGGCGGCGGCGCGCGGCAUGAUGGUGCAUUUCCAGACCCUACCCAAUGCGUUUGAGCUAUUCGGCGUCGACUUCCUGGUGGAUCAAAGCGGUAACGCGUGGCUGUUGGAGUUGAACGCCUACCCGGAUUUCGCGCAGACCGGCGAGGAGUUGAAGGAUUUGGUGGUCGGUCGUCUAUUUGAGGAGACGGUGGACGUGGCUGUCAAGCCAUUCUUUGGUCUCGGAGACGCGGCAGUCAAGGGGACUGAGUCGAUGCGCUUGGUUGCUGAUCUGGAAUUGGGGCGAAAGGCUUGA